Toxoplasma gondii ME49 is the source of this 2184-nucleotide messenger RNA. It is a transcript of the gene ARP4A, whose product is annotated as actin-related protein ARP4A. Gene Ontology annotation, biological process: regulation of transcription by RNA polymerase II. The transcript is spliced from 3 exons. The record is from RefSeq and is a predicted model, not a curated record. Gene Ontology annotation, cellular component: NuA4 histone acetyltransferase complex; SWI/SNF complex. Gene Ontology annotation, molecular function: chromatin binding. Lineage: Eukaryota; Apicomplexa; Conoidasida; Eucoccidiorida; Sarcocystidae. Bases 1 to 2184 code for a protein of 727 amino acids.
AUGCCGCCUCCGACUGCGGCUGCGGCCUCCGCGUCUCCGUUGCCGGCCUCCGCGUCUCCGCCGAUUGGAGGCGAGGACGUUGGGGCGCUGGUGAUCGACAUCGGCGCGCAUACGGUCCGCGUAGGGAAUGGCCAAGAGGAUUGUCCUCGCCAGUUUUUCCUGUCCGCUGCAGGCUUCGUACAGUCUCCAGAAGCUCGCCCACUGGCGGCCCACCCACACGCUUUCUGCCGAGACGUCGACGCAUGCUGCUGCUGUCUCUUCGCGGCUCGAGGCUCCUCGUCUCUCGGCGACGCGCAAAGCGCAUGCAUGCCUGCUGCGUCAACUGCGGCCGACGCAGCUAGGCAGCAGGGGGGAGGAGGGACUUCGGACAGAGCUUGUGCCUCGCGCAGCGUCUGUCUCUCCUGUUCGUGUGGCGGAUGCAGACUGCGCGACCAGAGAUCUGCCCUGCUCUUUCCUCUGAGUUUCUACGAACGGCGGUCGCGAUGCGAGGUUCGCAAAUGUCUCGCUGCCUGCACAGACGCGUCGUCUGCCUCUGCGUCCCCGAGGCUCCGUCUGGACCCAGAUGUAUUCAAAACGCUCGUCUACCGCACUGUUCAAGGCUCGUCGCCUCCCGAGGACCUUUCCCCUCGAGCGGCUUCUGCGAGAGCGCCUGCCAACUGCGGCUGCUGCUGCGCGUCGGCGGCCGUUCUGCGUCCUCCACCUGCGGCCUCGUCGUUCCCAGAACCGUUCACGACGCUCGCGGCUGGAGGCUUGGGAGUGGUGCUGCGCGAGCGACCGGUGCUGCUCUGCGAACCGACGGUCACGGACGUCGAGUUUCGAAAGACAACUGCAGAAAUCCUCUUCAAUGAGAUGCAAGUCCCAGCCGCUUUCUGGGCGAAGCAGGCGGUCCUGGCGGCCUUCGCGGUCGGCAAGUCCACGGCGCUCGUCGUGGACAUCGGCGCCUCUGGCCUGACCGUCGCUCCGGUCUACGAAGGCCAUUGUCUGCAGAGGAACACCCGGAAGUACCCUGUGGGUGGAGACUUCCUCGACGAACAGCUGGCGAGGUUCCUCGCGAAGGAAAGAGGCGGAGGCUGCAGCGAAGGCGCCGCGUCCCCUCCCGCAUGCUCCGGCGCGUUCGGAAACCUCUGUCUGCCGGCCUUCGCCACCCGGAAGCGGCGAGCCAGCGAGGACGCGGUAGCGGACGCGACGAACGAAUGCAGUCUGGACGCGCCUGCGCAGGAGCGCGCGAACCUUGGCGAGACAACGCCAGAGGAGGCGAAGGGAGGCCUGAGCGACGAGAGAAAGGCGCAAGCAGGAGAGCGAGAGCGAGCUGGAGAUGAAGAGCGAUUUGCCGAUGUAGCCGCCAGCUGGCUGGCCGCGAGCACACAGGAGACGGUGCGCGUAUUGAAGGAGACUGUCUGCCGCGUCCACGUGGACGAGGACGAGGAGGAGGAAGAAGGAGACGAAGAAGAAGAGAGUGGAGAAGGGGGGCGAAGCAAGCGCGGAAAGAAUGUGAAGAAGAAGGUUCCAGGGAAGCCCGGUCAGAAGAAAGGGAAGAAGGCAGGAAACGCGUCCAGUGGAGAGGAGCACUCGAGUGGAGACGAAAAGUCGAGGAAACUCGCCGCCACAAAGAAAAAACGAAAGUGCAGACACGGCCGCGGCGGUCCGGUGUACGAACUCCCCGAUGGCUCUCUACUCGACUGCGACUGUGUGAAAUUCGAAGUCGGAGAAAUUCUCUUCAGACCGAAAGCGGCCUUGACGGCGCUCGGUCUCUGGAACGCAGAACGCGGAGAAAACGGAGAACAGAGUCACACGACGGAGACCUUGGACGACGCUUACUGGGAAGAACGCCUCGGCGGAUUUCAAGGCAUCACCAAGGCUAUCGAGGCGUGCAUCGACUCCUGCGACGUUGACGUCCGCCGAGACCUGCUGGGAUCCGUCGUCGUCACGGGCGGCACUAGCCUGAUGCCAGGACUGGUCGAUCGAGUGUCGAACGAGCUGCACUCGCCUCUGUUGUUUCCCUACUCGAAUUCUCCGGUUCUGAGGGUGCGCGUCAUUUCCGCCAACACCAGCGUCGAGCGCGUCUUCGCCACCUGGCUGGGCGGAAGCAUUCUCGCCUCCUUGGGGACGUUCCAGCAGCUCUGGAUCAGCAAAAGAGAAUUCGAGCAACACGGCGUCGACAUCAUCAACCGCCGGUGUCGGUGA